This is a messenger RNA of Leopardus geoffroyi (Geoffroy's cat), 1965 nucleotides long. It is a transcript of the gene IL7R, whose product is annotated as interleukin 7 receptor. The record is from RefSeq and is a predicted model, not a curated record. Bases 118 to 1491 code for a protein of 457 amino acids. The transcript has 8 exons. Gene Ontology annotation, biological process: cytokine-mediated signaling pathway; hemopoiesis; positive regulation of receptor signaling pathway via JAK-STAT. Gene Ontology annotation, molecular function: cytokine receptor activity; protein binding. Lineage: Eukaryota; Metazoa; Chordata; Mammalia; Carnivora; Felidae. Gene Ontology annotation, cellular component: external side of plasma membrane; membrane.
CUAAAGCUGUAGAUUGGUGCCUCUCUCUCUCUCUCUCUCUCACUGGUGCUCUGUCUCUCAUUCAUUCCUACACACAGGCUCACACACCUCCCCUCUCCUCUCUUUCUCUCUCUCAGAAUGAUGAUUCUAGGUACAGCUUUUGGUAUGGUUUUCUAUUUACUUCAAGUCGUUUCUGGAGAAAGUGGCUAUGCACAGAAUGGAGACUUUGAUGAUGCCGAACUGGAUGACUAUCCAUUCUCGUGUUACAGUCAGUUGGAAGUGGAUGGAUCCCAGCACUUGCUGACCUGUACUUUUGACGACCCAGAUGUCAACAGCACCAAUCUGGAAUUUGAAAUAUGUGGGGCUCUUUUGGAUGUGAAAUGCCUGACUUUUAAUAAAAUGCAAGAGAUGUAUUUCAUCAGGACAAAGAAAUUCUUACUGAUUGGAGACAGCGAAAUAUGUGUGAAGCUUAAAGGAAAAAAGAUAACUUGCAGGAAAAUGAACGUAGUCAAGAUAGUUAAACCUGAGGCUCCUUUUGACAUAAGAGUCAUCUAUCGUGAGGGAGCAAAUGACUUUCUGGUGACAUUUAACACAUCUCACUUACAAAAGAAGUAUGUGAAAGAAUUAUUGCAUGAGGUAGCCUAUCGCCAGGAAAAACAUGAAAAUGACUGGAUGCAUGUGAACUUAUCCAGUACAAAGCUGGCACUCCUACAGAGAAAGCUACAACCUGAUGCAAUGUAUGAGAUUAAAGUCCGGUCCAUUCCUAAUCAUGACUAUUUUGAAGGCUUCUGGAGUGAAUGGAGUCCAAGCUUCCACUUCAGAACUCCAGAGAUCACAGGGAGGAUGGAUCCUAUUUUACUAACUAUUAGCAUUCUGAGUUUCUUCUCUGUGUCUCUGAUGGUCAUCUUGGCCUGUGCAUUAUGGAAAAAAAGAAUUAAACCUAUUGUGUGGCCCAGUCUCCCGGAUCAUAAGAAGACUCUGGAACAACUUUGCAAGAAGCCAAAAAAGAAUUUGAAUGUGAGUUUCAAUCCUGAAAGUUUCCUGGACUGCCAGAUUCAUAAGGUGGAUGGCAUUCAAGCUAAAGAUGAAGCCGAAGGCUUUCUGCAAGACACUUCUCUUCCACAACCAGAGGAGUCUGAAAAGCAGAGGCUUGUAGGGGGUGUGCAGAGCCCCACCUGGCCAUCUGAGCAUGCAGUCAUCACCCCAAAAACGUUCAUAGGAGAUUCACCCCUCGGAUGCCUGGCUGGGAAUGUCAGUAUGUGUGAGGCCCUUGUGCUCCCAUCUUCCAGACCCCCAGACUUCAGGGAUGGUGACAAGAAUGGGCCUCAUGUAUACCAGGGCCUGCUGCUUGUCCCUGGAACUACAAAUGGCCCUGGGCCCACUCCAUUUCCUUUCCAAUCAGGAAUCCUGACAUUGAACCCAGCUGCCCAGGGACAACCCAUUCUCACUUCCUUGGGAUCGAGCCAGGAAGAAGCCUAUGUCACCAUGUCCAGUUUCUACCAAAACCAGUGAAUUUUCAGAAACCCAGGACUGGAACCAUGAUGACUGACAAAGAUGACUGAGCUCUGCCUACUCAUCCUCGAAGCACAAAGAAGACAGAAUUAAGGCAAGCCCUCCAUAUCAUCUACAGGAUUCAGAAGCAUGGCUUGGAUCACUCCUUUUCACUCCAGGGGCAUUUGGCUUGAGGCAGGAGCACUCUGCUUCAGGCAACCCAAAUUAUUCCAUUAUUUCAGGAAAAAAAAAAACAGGAAAGAAAGAAAGAAAGGAUGGAGGAGAGAAGGGAGGGGGUAGGAAGGCAGGAAGAGGGCAAGGAAAGAAAGAGGAAAAGGAGAACAAGGAUGAUAGCUAUCAUUGUUAAGACUUACUAUAUACCAGUGGGCUCUACGUACCUUGUCUCCCUACAUCCUCAUAGUAAUCCCAGGCAUUGGUACAAUUAUUAUCAUCAUUAUUAUUAUUAUUCUCUUUUUUAACAGACGAUGGAAUGGA